GCUGGCGCCUUACGACGGCCGCCCGGUCUGUGGACUUCGAUUGUACGAUCGCCUAUCGUGUGCUAUCGUAUGGAGGGGGGGCAGGGGACUGUAGCAGGGGCUUUCUUUAUUCUAUGGAGGCUUUAUGGCCCUAUGGAGCGUCGAUGAAGCCUUCUGCUGAUGUUUGUUGUGCCCAUGAAGAUAUAGCCUAACUCUGCAUCGUUGACAACAAAUAGCCGCAAGUGCUGAUUGCUGCUGGUUGGCUCAGUCCAGAAUUUGGCCUCACAAAUGGGAUGAGCCUAGCUGAAAGUAUCACUGCCAAAAUGGCAUGCCACGCCCUUUCCAAGGUGAUCGGUCAGAAGGAGGUUGGCACGCAGUGCAGCUUCUUGCCUCUGGCUGACAAGUCUGUUGGGUGCUCCUUCAAAGCAGCCAGCAAGUCGACGAGCGUGCAGACUACAGAGACUGUGGAUCAGUCAAGCUCCACCUCAGCAUCGAGGCCUUCUAUUUCUCCAUCAACAGCCAACGGUGACAGUUCACAGAAGGGAUGCCUCCACCAAGAUCAUCUCUGUGACUAUGAGGCUGAUAAACUGUUUCCUCCGGAAGCACAUGCCAGGGUCCAUGCUGGCGAGUGUCUGUUUAAAUGCCAUUUGUGCCCUCAGAGCUUCUCAAGAAAAGGUACCCUGAAGAGGCACUUGUGCGUCCACACGGGUAAGCAGCCAUUUCAAUGCCCUUCAUGCCUUCAGAGCUUCUCACAAAAAACCAACCUGAAAGACCACCUUCUCAUCCACACAGGUGAGAAGCCAUUUCAGUGCCCUUCAUGCCUUCAGAGGUUCUCACGAAAUGCCCAUCUGAAAAUCCACCUGCGCACCCACACCGGUGAAAAGCCAUGGCAGUGCCCUUCAUGCCCUCGACGCUUCUUGUAUAAGUCCACCAUGAAAAUCCACCUGGGAACGCACACAGGCGAGAAGCCGUUACAGUGCCCUUUAUGCCCUCAAAGCUUCUCGCAUAAUUCCGGCAUGGAAGACCACCUGCGCACCCACACAGGCGAGAAGCCAUUUCAGUGCCCUUCUUGCCCUCGUGUCUUUUCGUGCAAGUCCAAUAUGAGGAAACACAUACGCAUCCACACAGGUGAGAAGCCAUAUCAGUGCCGUUCAUGCCUUCAGAGCUUCUCACAAAAGUCCCAACUGAACACCCACCUGCGCAACCACACAGGUGAGAAGCCGUGGCAGUGCCCUUCAUGCCCUCGACGCUUCUUGUAUAAGUCCACCAUGAAAAUCCACCUGGGAACGCACACAGGCGAGAAGCCGUUACAGUGCCCUUUAUGCCCUCAAAGCUUCUCGCAUAAGUCCGGCAUGGAAGACCACCUGCGCACCCACACAGGCGAGAAGCCAUUUCAGUGCCCUUCUUGCCCUCGUGUCUUUUCGCGCAAGUCCUACGUGAAGAAACACAUGCAUACUCAUACAGGCGAGCAGCCAUUUCAAUGCCCUUCGUGCCUUCGGAGCUUCUCGCUGAAGAGUGCCAUGAAGCAACACAUGAGCAUUCAUGCAGGUGACCAACCAUACCGUUGCACUGUCUGCUCCAAGUCGUUUGCGCGGGCUGAUUACUUGAGUAGGCAUAAGAGAACACUGCACCAUGGUACUGUAGAGAAGGUCAGCAGCCACGUUGAACUACGUCAAUUUUCAAAUAAAAAUCUAUAGACAUGGAGCGUGCUGCAGGGUGUUCUGCUGCAUCAGGCAGCACAGGUGGUCUUAAUGUGCUUUUAAAGGGGCCCUGGUACGCUUUUUCUGGGUCGCCAUGUUUACGCUAAAUCUAUUCUCAGCGUGCCAUAAAACGGAGCAAAAUAAAUGAUGAAAAUCGACCCACACAAACCUUCUUAUUGCUCAUAAAAAAUUCUAAAUACAAGUGAAGGGAGAGUUACCCUUCCAUUGAACAUUUCACUUUGCCAUGACUUCAUGCGGCGACAUCUAUGGCAGCAAGCCUGCUCAGCCUGUUCAUGGCGUACCCAUGGCCUCUACAAUCUGGCGGUUCGCGGUCUAAUCUGGUAGGCCAUGGCUUCACAUUUAUAGUGACGUCAUGGCCUCGGCACCAAAGUGCUCGGCAAGGGGUGCAUAAUUCUCAUGAUUGCAACACCUUGCCCAUGGAUGUGCAUUACCUUAAAUGGUUCUAAAAUGUAACGCCAUUGCACCUGGGAGUGCUCACACCCUCCGGGCCACUCCCCUAUUCCUUCACCUUCCUCCUAGGAGACUACGCUGACCAGCUUAGACCCGCAAAAGCAGCGACGGCUGAUUCAGCCGGCACGCUACAAGGAAGUCGCCCCACCUCAUUAACAAUAAAUGCUUUCUCUCACUUUUUUCGUAGUAUGCUAUAACUUUUUGGAAAAAAAAUGCUAGAAAAAAAACAUUUUACCUUGGCAAACAUACCGUCUGAAGUCACUGAAACACUUGUGGCAGGCUCAACUGUAGUUGAUAUCUACGUACUGCACAAAUUGUUGCAGCAUGAGGCACUGACACACACUGAACUGGUGGGGCGCGAGCAGCUUGAUACUUGUGUUGUUUUCUCCGCUGCUUCGCAAGCUCUCGUUUGCACUCUUGAAUUGGACCUGGGUCAGCAGCUUUUGGUGGGAAGAUUUGACAGGCUCACUCGGCGAGAAUCGUUGCAGUGUAAGGGUGCACGUGCGACGAGCUGGGCUUGCUCGAGCAGACCUAGAUACGUUAUGUGGUUUUCCGACUGCACAGUGUUUAAAAGUGGUGAUGGAAAACUGAGAUGAGAUCGAGCUGGUGGAUGAUUCCGGAAUACGAUGUCGCCACAGCGUAACAUUACGCUCAUUUCACGCCGCCUGCAGCAGGGAACAGCGGUGUGUUUGAAUUAUCGCCUAUUAAAUGCGUGCAUUACGCUUCCAAAGACACUAUGCCACAGGUGCUAUGAAACGUAUAGGGGAGAAUGCUUAUCGCAAUAGCGUAGGCUGCGAUGGCUGUGAAUGCAACGUGCGAUGGCCGAAGAGAUUUGCUGAUAUCAGAAUUGGAAACUAAGUGCGUGCCAUCAUUUUCAUUUGGCACGGGAGGGUACGUACUGCGGAGGAAGCUGCUGUGGCGAGCGCCUACUGCUAUCAAUCGUGUGUGCCUCACACCUUUUCUCGUUCGCAUAAGAUAUAGCGGCCGCAACACAUGUGCAGUUUAGAGAUUUACUGAACGCUUGUGGUGAAAGAUCUUAACUUCCAGGAAUGUAUGGAAGGGUCCCUGGAACGAUUUUGACAAUAUUGUACAAACACCCUGAGUCGUUACGGUAGGUGCUUCAGAUCAUUAAGUGAUACAUUUAAGCGCUUUGAGUAUUGCGUGUAACUUAUUAUAAGUAGGGGUGCGCAAAUAGCAAUUUUUGAGACUGAGACUGAAUCAAAUACAGAUAGACUGGUAUGAGAAUCAAAAUUAAAUAUUGAUUGCUUGCCAAUUGCGAAAGCCACUGGGAGAAUCGCAAGUUGGCGCAGUGUUCUACAAGAUGGCGCCAGCUGCUUCGCAGUCCGCGUUGCCGGCGAUCGUGCAAGCGUCAAUAGAAGAGAAAACGAAAAAAAGACAAAAGGGAACGGCAGCCUUCCCUCUUUCUCUCAAAGUGCGGAAAUGAUCCACGCAAGCGGCUGCAGCUGCGCCGACAAAGCACAAUACUGUGUCGCUUGACAGGAAGUUGUGAAUUUUGCAAAACUCAAAGAAGUACGAGGUCGCGCAGUUGAUGAUAUCUAUGAUUCUGAAAACUGGGAGCGGCACAAUCAUGAAGUCUACAACUGUCAGAUGUAAGAGGCACGCGGCGUGAAAAAAAAAGAGAACGAGAAGCACGUAGUAGUCCGAACGGCAUGAGCCCUCGAGGCGCGUGACCCUGAGCUGUAAUUGAGGUUGAAGAGACGCUGAGCUGUGAUUGUCGACGUGGUUCUGGGACAGGAAGGUCGCAUCGUCAGCACCGCACUGGCGACGGGAGCCUUGGAGGUUCGGUUGAGUCCGUGACGCUGGCAGUCCAGGGUGUGGCCGUCGACCUCGGCAAAGUUCUAGUGAGGCUCCUUGAACUGGCUGCAGCCUUCCACGGCAGGGCCGAGCACCUCAGAAAGGAUCCCCUUCAUCGGCAGACGAGCGCGUUCGAUGGUCCUUGGGGCGUCUCGUUGGCACUCAGCAGAAGAAGUUGCAGCUUAUCACGGUGCAACUUCUAACCAAUUAGCCUAACCAGGCCAAGCAGGCCUAACCAGUUGGCCUAGGUGCCACGCCACCCACGGAGUUCGGGACAGCAGCAUCUACGACGAACAAGUUGACUGGCCGACAUCAAGGCAGCAAUGGUUACGGAGUCGGCAAGAGCACCGACUUUGAGGAAGAUCCGACAAGCUUCAGACCGGGAAUAUACAUGUGACGAUGAACUCGGUAAGAACGAUCCUCUCUCGUAGUGUCGCAGCCGUAGGCUAGGGUUGCCUGACUUUUGUGGAGCAAACGCCAUGGACUAAUGUUGGCGAGAAUAAGCACAAGUUUAGUGAUUAAGUAGGUUGUAUCAGUGUUAGGGUUGCUGCAUUGUGCAUUAGUGUGAGUAUUAUUGUGAGUUUUUGGGUUUGAGUGUAAUUAAAAUCUGUUUGCUAUGUUGCCAUGCGUCUUGCAUCCCUAUCUCUCAUAACACCCGCACGCCCCCCGAGUUCGGUGACACGCGACAACAACCAGUGACCAUGCCGAUCAACAGAAAAGGACAGGCUUAUUGUAUCAGGACCGAACCCAUCAUGGGUGAAACCAACAUGAUGGAAGCCGCUGACAUUACCAACCUUAGGUAGCACGUCGCUACUGACUAUGAAAUAAGUGGUGCUUCGAUGGAGGAGUUUCUCGAGUGCAGAUAGUGUUACCUUGUUCUGCGAAGUGAUCUCCGACGGGACGAUUGUUGGCGCAGCAGACAGCGCCGUUGUGCGACAAAGGCGACGACGGCAGUGGCAGUGACGAGAUCGACAAAGGCCCGUCUUUGACACCUGACCCCAAUGUUCACCCAACGUACACUGUCGUUGAUUGAGUCGCUCAUUGACAAAGGCCCGUCUUUGACACUGACUGCCAAUGUUCACCCAACGUACACUAUCGUCGAUUGAGUCGCUCAUUGAUUUCAUGCACACUAAAUUGUAGCCACCGGAGUUCGUGCAGCAGCUAGGCGCCAUGCACAAUGCAGUUGUAAACCUGAAACUUCUUCAAAAGCAAGUGAAGAUUUUGGACUAUUUCAGAGCACCUAAUGCUUGACACGCUGUUUAGAGGUGUAAAUAAACAUCUGUUUUUUUUUUUUUUGACAGCUCACUUUCUACAACG
This is a messenger RNA of Dermacentor silvarum, 5282 nucleotides long. Its product is annotated as zinc finger protein 84-like. Gene Ontology annotation, biological process: regulation of transcription by RNA polymerase II. Gene Ontology annotation, molecular function: RNA polymerase II cis-regulatory region sequence-specific DNA binding; DNA-binding transcription activator activity, RNA polymerase II-specific. Bases 273 to 1676 code for a protein of 467 amino acids. The record is from RefSeq and is a predicted model, not a curated record. The transcript has 5 exons. NCBI's taxonomy places the organism in Eukaryota, Metazoa, Arthropoda, Arachnida, Ixodida, Ixodidae. Gene Ontology annotation, cellular component: transcription regulator complex; nucleus; PcG protein complex.